GUGCGUCGCGGUGACAACGGGCGUACGGCAUGCGGGCCAAGGGCAACACCCUGACGUACACGCGGCGUUUCCUCGCCGACCUGAACGGCAACGGCCCUCUGGGGUGUUUCCGCAUGGACAACGCGGGGGAGUUCACGAGUGCUGCCUUCGUCGCGUUCUGCGACGCCGCUGGCAUCCGGCGCGAGUACACCGCGCCCGACACCCCGAAGCAGAAUGCGGUCGUGGAAAGCGCCAUCUGGCGAGCCAUGAAGGGGGGCCACGCCGCCCGCCGCCACGUCCUCUCCAUGGGCCACUUCGACCUCGCCUCCAUCCCCGGUAUGGACGCCAACGGACACCGGCUGUGGCUUGCAUCGGCGAUCUGGGCCUCCGGCUGCUUCAACCGUUCCGCGACGUCGGCCAACCUGGCCUGGGUGUCGCCGUUCGAGGGCUUCUUCGGACGCAAACCGCCGCUCAAGGUCGUCCCCUUUUUCCACCGCUGCCGCACCGCCACCGCCAUGGACAUCGCGGACGUACACCCACACCCCGCCCACAGCGACUACCGCUACGCAGCCGCCCGCUUCACCGCCGCCAGCUUCUCCGUCGAUCUUCACAGGGUCCGGAGCUCCGUCGCCGAUAUCCACGGCGUCGUCGAGUGCACCGCCGUCCACCGCAGCCACGCCGCCCCGUCCACCGCCGACACCACCGCACGCAGGCGCCGCCGCUCCCGCUCCCCAUCGCCCGCUGCUUCCACAGCGAGCCGCCAGAGAGUUGGGCGAGAAGGAAACCAGGGUGGCGGCACCGCUCUCCAACACCGCCUUGGGCUGCUAUCGAUGAUGGGCAAGAAUGCGCUCGUCUCGUCGCUCGCCACCCGGGAAGCCGUCGACCAAGGACGUCGAGACCUGCCACCGUUCGCCAACAUCGCCCCUCCCGCUCCCCCACCGCCGCAAGAUACGAGUUUAGCAGGCCAUCGGAGCGGGGGGGCCGCAGGAGCUGGGGGGCCGGGGGGCCUGCACAUGUUCGCAGCAAUGUUCGCCACCCGCGAGGAUGUGGAAGCCACUCUUCGUGCCAAGCGCCCUCCUGACAAGACGCCGGACCUUCCUCACUGCCUCGCCAGCGACCUCCGAGUGCCGAAAACGUUCAAGGAGGCCAUGCGGUCUCAACAUUCAGAGUUGUGGGAUGAUGCAGUCGGUCGUGAGUUUUUCGGUCUGCUGGAUGCAGGGCUUNUUCCUCACUGCCUCGCCAGCGACCUCCGAGUGCCGAAAACGUUCAAGGAGGCCAUGCGGUCUCAACAUUCAGACUUGUGGGAUGAUGCAGUCGGUCGGGAGUUUUUCGGUCUGCUGGAUGCAGGUACUUUCAGUCUGGUGUAG
Messenger RNA from Ectocarpus sp. CCAP 1310/34, 1346 nucleotides. The record is from the annotation of a GenBank genome assembly. NCBI's taxonomy places the organism in Eukaryota, Phaeophyceae, Ectocarpales, Ectocarpaceae.